AUGGCAAGUUCUGAGUUGAAGUGGGCUUGGUUUGCUGGGCUUGAACACAGACGUGGAAAUUGCGUAAAGGACGCAGAUGCAGACGUAGAUGAAGGUUUUAACUCUCCCUCUUCUUUUCCAAACUCUCCUGACGAUUCAGACCGUCGCAGUUCAUCUUCUUUAAGGAGAGGGUUGUCAAAACAUUACAAAGGUAAAUCACAGUCAUUCACGUCCUUGUCGGCAGCGUUAACAGUAGAGGAUCUCGAAAAACCCGAGAAUCCUCUCAACGUUAAACUGAAGCAGCGACGGGAGAACUCUCACUGUCGACGGCUCUCCGGAUGUGGAGGUGCAUCGGAGCAAAACUUAGGUGGACACGUCGACGCUUUCCACUCCGGAAACGGUAGGCCGCCGCGACUUUCCGGUAGAGCCCAGACGCUCUCGGCUGCUCAUAUAUCGGCUUUGCUCACUCGAACCUAAACCAAAAAAGUUCUUUAGCUUCUUUUUUUUUCUUUCUCUAAACCGGAACGGAACCGGGUUUCGUUUGGGAAUUGUGUAAAAGUUUAAGUAUGUUGCUCCUUUAAUCGUUUUGUAAUUUUCAGUUUAAUUUAAAUUAACUCAAGCCUACGCUUAAGUAC
Molecule: messenger RNA, 614 nt
Organism: Eruca vesicaria subsp. sativa (arugula)
Lineage: Eukaryota; Viridiplantae; Streptophyta; Magnoliopsida; Brassicales; Brassicaceae
Source: the annotation of a GenBank genome assembly